AUGGCUGUCAACGCGUCGGUCCCCUUCGACUUGCCUCCUCUCCCCAGCUAUACUUUAUCUGUGCGGCAACCACUAGUGCCGUCUAUUCCCGAUAAUGUUAUGGCACUCAUGCUUCCCAUUAUCGCCUAUUGGGGCAUGUCCAUGAUCUACCACUUCAUUGACGUGAAAGGCUACUUCGAGCAAUACCGCCUCCAUACCCCCGCCGAAGUCCUGAAGCGGAAUAAAGUCUCACGUUGGGAAGUCGUCCGGGAUGUGAUUCUACAGCAAGUGAUUCAGACCCUAGCCGGCCUAUCCGUCGCGUAUUUUGAUCCCGUGGAAACCGUGGGGCGAGAGGAUUACGAUAUCGCGGUGUGGGCGCAGCGAAUUCGAAUUUUCCAGAGAGCUAUUCCCUCAAUAUUGGCUUUUGUUGGUAUUGACGGCGCUGGUCUAGCCAAGUCAGUGUCUCAGAGCGGUCACGCGACUCUCGCCGGCGUUCUUGCGGGAGGAUCUUACCCGAAUGUCGUGCAGCCUUGGAUCCUCGAAAGUGGUGCGGAGGUCAUGGCUCCCGCCUUCACUGGCUGGGAGAUUGCACUGGCCAGUUUUAUCUACUGGUACUUGGUUCCUGCUCUACAGUUCAUGCUUGCAGUCUCAAUCGUUGAUACUUGGCAAUAUUUCCUUCACCGCGCGAUGCAUCUCAACCGAUGGCUUUAUGUGACAUUCCAUUCUCGUCACCACCGACUCUAUGUUCCGUACGCCUUUGGUGCUCUUUACAAUCACCCUGUUGAAGGUUUCCUCUUGGACACUGCGGGGACGGGUAUUGGAUUCUUGGUUGCUGGCAUGACCAAUCGCCAAGGCAUGUGGUUCUUCACUUUCUCGACCAUCAAGACUGUGGAUGAUCACUGCGGCUAUGCCUUUCCUUGGGAUCCCCUUCAGCACUUCACCUCGAAUAACGCCGCCUAUCAUGACAUCCACCAUCAAAGCUGGGGAAUCAAGACCAACUUCUCCCAACCCUUCUUCAUUUUCUGGGAUCGCUUGCUCAACACUCAGUGGAAGGGCGAAGUCAAGCUCCGGUAUGAGCGAGCCCGCGAGAGCGCUCAAAAGCAAGUGGAUAUGGACGCUACCAUGAAGGCGGAAGGUGCCGCUGCGGCGUCUGUCGCUUCCGGCAGCGAGCGAGAACAUGAGAAGGUUGUGGUCUCUCCCGAGGGGCCCGCCACCCGGACUCGGCUGCGUCGCAAGACUGUUGACAGCCUAAAAGGCCCGAGCCACGGUGUCCCCGGGAGCGUGCUCCAUAACUAA
Molecule: messenger RNA, 1275 nt
Organism: Penicillium macrosclerotiorum
Lineage: Eukaryota; Fungi; Ascomycota; Eurotiomycetes; Eurotiales; Aspergillaceae
Gene: sur2
Product: sphingosine hydroxylase
Exons: 2
Coding region: 1-1275 (424 amino acids)
Biological process (GO): lipid biosynthetic process
Molecular function (GO): iron ion binding; oxidoreductase activity
Source: RefSeq, a predicted model, not a curated record